GGGAAACUAUCCCGCCGGCACGCGUUAGCGGCAACCGUCGCCGGUGGCACUAGCCGCUUACUUUACAUCCAUGAUGUAAUUAGCCAGACUAGAUAUCUAGUCGACACAGGCGCCGAAGUCAGCGUCCUUCCUGCUACAGCAGCAGAUCGACAGAAGGAUCCUAACCUCAACCUACAGGCUGCAAAUGGAAAACCAAUUGCAACCUAUGGUCGGAAAUACGUCUAUCUGAACGUAGGUUUACGCAAACCUAUUCGGUGGAUUUUUCUGAUCGCUGACGUCACAAUGCCCAUCAUCGGCACGGACCUACUUAAUCAUCAUGAUUUGCUCGUAGACGUCCGCCGUAAACGAUUAAUUGACAACACUACUAGUUUGUCUAUCAAAGGCAUAACUUACGUAGGCCCAAGCUUGUCAAUCGUUAAGAUGAAAGCAAUCCCCGAUCCAACUUUCCAACCGAUUGUUGACAAAUAUCCGGAACUGAAUUGCCCAUCUAACGAUCUCCCGUGUAUAACCAGCAAUGUUAUGCACCACAUCAUAACCUCAGGACAGCCCGUGACAUCUAAAGCACGACGACUGGCCCCUGACAAACUGAGAAUUGCCAGAAACGAAUUCGAUCAUAUGCUCACCCUUGGCAUCAUUCGGCCAUCGAAUAGUCCAUGGGCAUCCCCAUUGCAUAUGGUUCCAAAAAAAGAUAGUAACGAUUGGCGACCCACUGGUGAUUACCGGCGAGUCAACGCCAAAACUACCCCCGAUUGCUACCCAUUGCCUCACAUACACGACUUGACGGCAACGUUAUCUGGAGCAUCUAUAUUCUCCAAAAUCGACUUGGUUAAAGCAUAUAACCAAAUCCCGAUGGCAACGGAAGAUAUUCCGAAAACGGCUAUCAUCACGCCUUUCGGACUUUUUGAAUUCCUACGUAUGCCAUUCGGCCUCCGGAAUGCGGCACAAACAUUCCAACGCUUCAUCAACGAAGUAUUUCGCGGUCUCGACUUUGUAUACGCAUACUUAGACGACUGCCUCAUUGCCAGUCCAGAUAAGGAAACUCACCUUAGACACUUGGACUUGGCAUUUGAAAGGUUACGCCAACAUGGUGUUACCAUCAAUAUACAGAAGUGUCAGAUAGGCGUUGGCUCACUCGAUUUUCUGGGUCACACUAUUGACUGCCAGGGUAUUCGCCCACUGGCUACCAAAGUCGAAGCAAUACUGAACUUUCCGGAGCCAAAGACAGUAAAAUGCCUUCGCACUUUUAACGGCUUGCCAUUAACCGAUCUCCUUCGAGGGAACAACAAGGCUAUCGAACUCGACACGUCUGCUCGACAUGCUUUUACUCAGGUAAAGAAAGCUAUUGCAGAUGCCACCCUUCUUAUGUAUCAAGAUCCAACGGCACCGUUGAGUAUCUCGGUUGAUGCAUCAGACACUGCAAUCGGCGCAGUUCUGCAACAACUAGUUAACAACGAAUGGCAACCACUCGCCUUUUUCUCGAGGCGCCUUCAAGUAGCUGAAACGAAGUACAGCACAUUCGGAAGGGAACUUCUAGCUAUGUACUGUGCUAUACGUCAUUUUCGACAUUCAGUUGAGGGUCGUGAAUUCACCAUUUUCACUGACCACAAACCUCUGACGUACUCUCUGAACUCAACUUCAGAUAAGUAUUCACCCAGGGAAUCGCGACAACUAGAUUAUGUUUCACAGUUUUCAUCAGAUAUUCGCCAUGUUUCCGGAGUGAACAACACUGUGGCAGAUGCCUUGUCACGUAUUUGUUCUUUCACCCAAAUCGAUGGCAUAGACCUUGUAAAACUGGCUCGUCUUCAAAAAGAAGAUAUUGAGCUUCAGCGUGAGUUGUCGAAAACAACUCUACAACUAGCCAAGAAACCCUUAGGUGCAACGGGCACUGGACAGGAAACAAACGAAGCACGGGAUCCAACGAACAACAUUGAGGAAGCUAUGUACAGACACCCUAUUAGCAUAGGCAGACAGACCAGCAGGCUCUCGAUCAAGCCGCUCGGAAGAUUUUUUUCACCCAUCAGGGAACCAUCGAGAUUUUUUUACUUCCGGCUGGUCAUGUCUUAGGGUCCUCACAAACCCACUAGGGGGGGAGUGAGCUGUAGCGGUAAAUAAUUCCCCAAAAUUAUUAACCACAGCAAUCAUCACUCAACAUUGGAUGCUGACCAUCACUGUUUAAGUCGACUUGUUUAGCUGAAGGCUUACGGUCAAGCAUCCCCGCCAUUUGGUGCUUCGUCGUGUCACGUGCGUGCACGAUUACUAGCUAGCUAAGCAUUCAUUCCUACCCGCGAUUUGGUCCCAAAAUAUAUAUCGU
Messenger RNA from Trichobilharzia szidati, 2311 nucleotides. The record is from the annotation of a GenBank genome assembly. NCBI's taxonomy places the organism in Eukaryota, Metazoa, Platyhelminthes, Trematoda, Strigeidida, Schistosomatidae.